UGCUGCUGGAGACAUCUGGUAUUUCCAGGGGAACCUGAACGCCGCGUGACGCCGAGCUGGGAUCACCAAGCUACUGGCUUCCAGAAACGUCCACACUUGUCCCGCAUUUAGAGACUCCUACACGGGCAGAAGACUGACAGGUACCCGGAAGGAACGUAAAGCUCAUCCUCGGUAAUGUCUGUGUUGCUUGCGGUAGCUCUAAUUAAAGAGUUUUAAGACGUUGCUCACGAACUUGUGCCGCCAAGCUUCUUCUUCGCGUCCCAAAGCCGAAAACGGCGCAAUGACCCAGAAAACGAAAGUGAAGUGUUGGCUGGAGCUGAAACAAGCCGGCAAUGACCGCUUCAAGGCGGGCCAGUAUGGAGAAGCCACUCACUUCUACAGCCAAGCCAUCAACCAGCUGAAAAAGGACAGUCCAAAGAACGUGGAGGAUCUGAGUGUCUUGCACUCCAACCGCGCCGCCAGCUACCUCAAAGACGGAAACUGCGCAGAAUGCUUGAAAGACUGCAAUGUGUCACUGGAGUUGGUCCCGUUCAACAUCAAGUCUCUGCUCCGCCGGGCUGCCGCCUGCGAAGCGCAGGAGCGCUACAGGCGGGCGUACGUCGACUACAAGACUGCCCUGCAGAUUGACGCCAACAUAGCCGCCGCCCAUGACGGCACUAACAGGAUGAGCAAAGCUCUGGCGGAGGCUGAUGGUCCCACGUGGCGAGAGAAGCUUCCUCCCAUCCCCACCGUCCCCCUGGCGGUCCGAGAGAAGAUGGGCCGGCGGUGCGCCGCCACGUCGCAGCAGAACGGCGCCACACAAAGCCACAAACCUGCCCCCAGUGAGGAGGAUGUGCGGCGAGGACGUGCCCUCAAGGAGGACGGCAACGCCCUCGUCAAGAGAGGAGAACACGCCAAGGCCGUGGACAAGUACACGCAGAGCCUCCGACACGACCCCGCCCAGGCCGCCACCUUCACCAACCGGGCGUUGUGCUACUUGUCGCUGAGGCAAUUCCACGAUGCCAUCAGAGACUGCGACGAGGCGCUGAAUAUUGAUGGCGCCAAUGUCAAGGCACUGUAUCGUAGGGCGCAGGCUCACAAGGAGCUCAAGGAUAUGAAAGCGUGCAUGGAUGACCUCCGCAAGCUCCUGGAGGUGGAGCCAACGAACACGGCGGGCAUCAAGCUGCUGCGGGAAUUGCAGAAGAAGUGACAUCUUCGAGUAUGCACGUUGAGAAACACGUCACGGCUAUGAAGAGAGCUGGGGACGUGUUUAUUUAUGACGGGAACGUGGUGCGUUUCUCCUCCUUUUAUAUUGAAUGGGUGGAGCUUUUAUCCAUAAAGACAAUGUGUAUGCUGUUUAGCUCCUCCCCUUUCAUCAAUCCCUCAAUGUUGGUGGCCAUCUUUGCUCAAGUGCCUGAAAUCCUCCUCAAGCCACUGCUGUAAAUGUUGGUUUUAUUUUCUUUUAGUCAACCAGCAUUAAUAAAGCAAACAUUUUUCACCAUUUAACACGUUUUGGAUGACCAAAGCAGCCUUCUGAUUGGGUGGAAGAGCGCCCAGUUGAGAUACAUGCAUCAGUGCACUUCAAUACACUAUACCCUAGGUUCCCAAAGUGUUGUCAUAAGGGGUACGUGAAUAAAAAUAAACAAUUAGCACCUAACUCUCUCGACUGCGCAAGGAGAAUGGAGCUAUAUAAGUGAAAGACCAUUUACCAAGCUGUUAAUUGCUCUGUGUGCAUCAUAUGAACAAAUAAGUUUGAUGAUUAUUUCAUACAUUGAGUUUAAUCUUAAAUAUUUCAUUUAUAUCGGUGUUCCAAUCCCCGCACGGCGCAGGAGUGAAAACCUGGGAGUGCAGCUUUAUCGUUGGUAUGUAUUUUUGUACUUCGGAUACUGCUUCAUUGUGAUUGUUAAACUUUGCCUUUCAUUUUGGUACUAAAUAUGCAGAUUUAAAUGAUAGCCAUCGUGAGUGGACAAAAAAAGUGAAGCUCGAGUUCAAUCAAUUCAAAACGGAAGGAUGCCAACAAGAAAUGAGCCUGCGUUUUUAUAUCUUUGGAACGCACUGAAAAGAAAGACGUGUGCGGCAUACACAUACACCUCUUAAGAUAUGGUUGUAGUCCACUAAUAAAGAAAAACACCCAACACGUCGUUUCCGUGUGGACGAAAGGCUGAAACGAUAAAAUACUUUGCCGUUUUGACCUGAAAACGUUUCCGUGAGGGCUAUUCACGAGUGCACUCGUCUUGUCCAGCUGUGCUCUUCAGACCGCCAGUGAUGAACAUGGUUAAAGACGCUGGGGGGGAAAGUGCCAGCAAAUGACGUGAAUGAGAGCAGUGAUGUUUCAGAACUGAUAAAACCUUUAUUUCACUUUAAAUUGUCUUUUACAUUUUGUCCUGUUGAUAACAUGUAAAGUAGAACCUAGAGUUUUUAAAGACACAAAUCUACUGCUAGCUCAAUCAGGGUAGCGAGGGAGGGGGGGGGAGGGAAAGGGAUGCAUCUUUUUUUUUCGUCAUUUUCUCCUUUUAUUGAAGCUAAGUCAAAAUGUUCACAAGCACGUGCGCGCUAAGCAACAAAACCGUCACAGAAGCAGUUUUUUUAGGUAAAUUUUGUUUUAAAUUAGGAGAAUACUGGUAAGAAAAAGGUGAAGGAGCAGAUACACACUCACGCACACACACAGGCUGGCUGCAACAGUCAUCCUUUGUCUCUGUGCAGCCAACAAGCGGCGCUCUCAUUAGCUAAUAUAUCAAAGAGGGUGUGGCAGGAAGUUUUCUUUCUAUUUUUUCAACUUGUCAAUGCAUUAAAAGAUGUUUCUCCCCAGCCAAGCAAAAGACCCCUACAGCAUGGAAUGUCCAGAUGCUCGUGGAGAGGACGUGGUGACACUGAGCGACUUUGGAGGGAAAGUUCUUCUAACUUUUGAUGUUGGUUGAUCAAAUCAUUCUGCUUCAUUGAUGAGGGAUUCGUGAAGCGCAUUUUCAUUUCAAAGCUCCUGAUUGGUCGUGCAGUGAUGAGGAUGUGUGAGGUCCCGGUCGCUAUGGACGCCAACGUAACGAUGGAAUGCACGAUCAACCGCUCGCUCGCUCGUCGGUCAGUGUCACGAUGCGACCUCGUGGGACGCCCUGCCCCCCCUUCUGUAUAAAAGUCAGCAGAGCCGGUGCGCCCCCCUCCCCGCGUGACCCCAAGUGAGGAAAGACUCAUCAGCAUCACAGUGUUUGUUGAAAAUAAACACACAGUUUAAUAACCUUUUGUCUUGUUUGGAUUAAAGUGGAAUAAAAGCAGCCAGUGGGCGGGACUAAGAAGCCAAGAGACAGAAAGGAGGCGGAGCUCGCUGGGGUAGAGGGGGCAGAGAUUGGAAAGAGGAAAGAUAGAGCAAAUUAUUUCACUGGAAUUAAAAAAAACAAAAACAAAAAAAAAA
This is a messenger RNA of Dunckerocampus dactyliophorus (ringed pipefish), 3382 nucleotides long. RefSeq names its product translocase of outer mitochondrial membrane 34 (gene tomm34). The record is from RefSeq and is a predicted model, not a curated record. Bases 281 to 1189 code for a protein of 302 amino acids. The transcript has 8 exons. Gene Ontology annotation, cellular component: cytosol; mitochondrion. Gene Ontology annotation, molecular function: heat shock protein binding. Lineage: Eukaryota; Metazoa; Chordata; Actinopteri; Syngnathiformes; Syngnathidae.